Messenger RNA from Naegleria fowleri, 2634 nucleotides. RefSeq lists its product as uncharacterized. Gene Ontology annotation, biological process: intracellular signal transduction; regulation of MAPK cascade; protein phosphorylation. The record is from RefSeq and is a predicted model, not a curated record. Bases 1 to 2634 code for a protein of 877 amino acids. NCBI's taxonomy places the organism in Eukaryota, Heterolobosea, Eutetramitea, Acrasida, Naegleriidae. The transcript has 2 exons. Gene Ontology annotation, cellular component: cytoplasm. Gene Ontology annotation, molecular function: ATP binding; protein serine/threonine kinase activity.
AUGAAAGGUCUGUUCCGCAGAGGCAAGUCCACCACCAAUAACAACAACAAAUCGUCAGCGAGCACUUCAUCACUCUCUACGAGUGGUCAAAUCGAAAUUUCUGCUCCCUUCAACGUUCGUCUCGAACAUCACGUCGAUUUCGAUCGCGAAUUUGGUCUAAGUGGUGUUCCCAAAGAUUGGGAUUUGUCAAGUCUUCAAGGCAUUCAUUUCACAGUGGAUGAUGUCCACAGUGUCAGUACCCCUGAUUUGAACGGAGACCUCACCUCUCACCACGAAGGAGUUGUUGUUAAUGACCAAUCAUUGACUCUGCAAAACAACAACAAUACCAUCACCACUCGUUCCGGUUCAUUCAUUCACAACAACACUAACAACAACAACAAUGGUGGUGAUUCCUCUCCUUCCUUGUCGGUUGAAUCCGUUCACUCUCAACAACAAUUACCACCACCUGCGCUCAACACAUCGAACAUGAUGAUGAUGGUGAACAACAACAAUAACAACAACACGAUCAAUAGCACCACAAGUUCUCCUUCUCUUUCGAGUGGUGGUGGUGGUGCUCCUUUGACACCUUUAGGUGCUACCAAUGUUGUCCUCCAUGAUCACCUCAUCAUCAACAACAACAACAAACACGCUUCUUUGGCCUCUUCCACCUCUUCCUUUUUCAGCAAAUGGAGAAGUGGAAAUCAUUCGAGUACUAGUAGUAGUAGUGGUGGUGGUGGUGGUGGUGGUGGUGGUAGUUUUAUCGGAAAGAACAACAACAACUACUCCUCCAAAUUAACCAUUCUCCACUCUUCAUCAUUCGACGUGAACACCACAGCCAACUCAUCUGAAAGCUCAUCCGCUAUUCCGACAAGUAGCGCACCACCUACUUUGAUGAUAGUAUCGUCUUCUUCUCUUCCAUCCGUGGCGACGACAGGUUCUUCUUCUCAACCACAUGAACCACAUUCGAAAUCAGCCUCUCAGGGUUUCUUUGCCAAGAUUUUCACAAAAACCAGUUCAAAAUCUGUCACGACACCAAUCGACUCGUCGUCGUCGUCGACGGUGGCAGAUCAUGUGACUAGUAAUGGACAAUUUGUGAUGAAUUUCACUAAUGUGAGGAGAACAGAAGCUGGAUAUUACGUCGAAGUUGGAAGUAAUGAUGUCAACAACUCCAUGACAUUGAACAUGACUCCAAAAUUCAAAAAAGACAAACUUCUCAUUGAUUUGAUUAGUCACGAGAAUCCAUUUCGUCUCUUCACUAAAAUGAAAAAGAUUGGUACUGGUAGCACUGCAGAUGUGUAUAAAGCCAUUCAUGUUCCUAGUGGUAAAAAAGUUGCCAUCAAAGUCAUGUCACUCACCACUUCAAAGAAUACAAACUUUGACAUGAUUGAGAAUGAAAUUUUCAUGAUGAAACAUGCAUGUAAGGCAUAUUCCUCAAUUUUUGAUUACGAUGCAGCAUUGGAUAAGACCUUGAUGGUUCAAUAUUUUGGAACUUAUUCGACUGUGAAUUGUCAAGUUCAUGAACAUAUUGGAAGAUAUUUAUCUGAUUCGAAAAGAAGAAAAUUACAACAACCACAAUCCACUUCUCAACAACAACAACAACCACAAUCGAAUUCAACCAUCCUUUCACCAAAUUCUUCAAAUUCCAUUUCAACCACCAUUGAUAUGGACACCAUGUUGGAAUAUAAAGAAAAGAGUCAUGAUGAAUUAUGGGUCACAAUGGAAUAUGUCUCUGGAGGAAAAUUAACAGAUUUGAUUGGAGAUAACAAUGUGAUACAUCACAGAUUUUUAGAGAGUGAAAUUGCUGCCAUUCUUAUACCCAUUCUUAAAUGUUUGCAUCUUCUUCACACAAAAUAUGGUGUGAUUCACAGAGAUAUCAAAUCCGAUAAUGUACUCAUCACUCGAGACGGUAAAAUCAAAUUAGCAGACUAUGGCUUUUGUGCUGAGAAUACUGGACGAAGACGUUCUGUGGUGGGCACACCCUACUGGAUGUCUCCCGAAGUGGUCUCAGGUGCCGAAUACAAUGAAAAGACCGAUGUGUGGUCUCUGGGAAUUUUAAUCUUAGAGUUGGCGAAUGGAACAGUCCCUCUGAUGGAACAUCCACCGAUUCGUGCCUUGUUUUUGAUUCGUUCUCAACCUCCUCCAACCUUUACUUCAUCUUCAGAGUGGUCCGAUGUCUUUCAUGAUUUCCUUUCGAGAUGUCUCGAAAAAGAUCCUCAAAAGAGAGCAAGUGUCGAAGAAUUGUUGGAACAUGAGUUUUUGAAGGGUGCAUGCAAUUUGGAUUUCCUUCCACCUCUAUUGAAUCGAAUUCGAGCUGAAAAGAAACGAAAUAUUAAGGAAAGUGAAAUUGGAUUGCAAGUGGUGAAAUUACGAAAUUCACAAGAAGACGAAGAAAAGAAUGCGUACGAUCCUGACGAUGAAUACGAAGCGAGUAAACGAAAGAAGAAGGGAAUUGGAAUUAUGGGUGUGGUGAUGCAUGAACAACAACAAAUCACUCAAAAUGAAGGAGACUAUAAUGGUGAUGGAGAAGAGAAUUUUGAUGAUGGGGAAUAUGGUGGUGACCAUAAUAGUGAAACAUUCGAUCAUGAUGGAACAGGUGGAGGAGGAAUGGAUCCUCAAGAGUUAGAUGUGGAUGAUUAUGAUGAAAUGUUGGUGUGA